Molecule: messenger RNA, 4543 nt
Organism: Gigantopelta aegis
Lineage: Eukaryota; Metazoa; Mollusca; Gastropoda; Neomphalida; Peltospiridae
Product: galactose-3-O-sulfotransferase 2-like
Exons: 1
Coding region: 933-2204 (423 amino acids)
Biological process (GO): glycolipid biosynthetic process
Cellular component (GO): membrane
Molecular function (GO): galactosylceramide sulfotransferase activity
Source: RefSeq, a predicted model, not a curated record
ACAUGGCACUUUGAGAACAUGCUGUUGAUAAGAAAGAUCAUAAAAGGACAUGACAAACACGACAGCUGUCGGUGGUAAACCUUGUGUUUUCAUUUGCAGACAAACCUGUGCGAUAUUCAUGACUACAGAACUAAUUAGAUAGUACUAUUCUACAGUUAAAAGUAGCCCAAGUGUUUUCAUUUGCAGACAAACCUAUGCUAUAUAGACAUGACCAAAGAGCUGUUUGGAUAUUAUUGUAUUCUACAGUUAAAAUGUUUUGUUUCAUAUUUGCGAAGUACAGUGCGAGCUGUUAGCCCAUGUGUGUCUAGGGAACAAUAGUAUUCAGAUGUGCCCGUACCAAUGUGAUGAGUACAAAGAAAAGGAAUUUCCUCAAAACAUUGUUUAAAUAACUUUAAUCAGAGUCUGUUGGGUAUUGAACUCAGUCUAGGGAUGCAUGUAAUCACAGCAUGGAUCAGCACAGUUUUUAAGCAGUGGCUACUGGGUAUCAAACUCCGGGGAUCCAGACCAGGCCAUACAUUCAGCAGUGUUUGACAGAUGUUUUAAACAGUGGCUACUGGGUACCAAACUCGACAGACAUACAUUCAGCAGUGUUUGACAGAUGUUUUAAGCAGUGGCUACUGGGUAUCAAACACCGGGGAUCCAGACCAGACAGCCAUACAUUCAGAAGUGUUUGACAGAUGUUUUAGGCAGUGGCUACUGGGUAUCAAACUCAGGGGAUCCAGACCAGACAGCCAUACAUUUAGCAGUGUUUGACAGAUGUUUGAGAAAGUUAUUAGCCCUCACAGAAGAUUUGGCUAGUAUAAUAGUGUGAACCCAAAAUUCAUUAGCCGAGACUAAGAGCUGGUGGAUUAGACUUAUCAAAUCUUGCAUACAAAAUAAUUUAAUAAAUUACUUAAUUUUGUUUCUGUUGGAGAUAACACUUUGUUGGAAAAAUGCUAAUACCCAAAAUGAUGAUAUAUAGAAGAAAGGUUUCACAAGUGAUGAUAGCAGUGCUUAUUGUUUGUAUUGUAAUAUAUGUGUUACUUCCUGUUUAUUUGUUAAAAAAGAUGAACAAUUUCGAAAUGUAUAAGCUAACUGAAGAACGAUCAUUUUAUCAUCUAUAUCCAUUGUUAAAAAACAAUACCAGUAUAUCUAUGAUGAGUUGUAAGGAAAAGACCAAUUUUGUUUUUAUAAAAUGUAUGAAGUGUGCCACAGAAACUCUUGGAACAGUGUUUCGCCGGUUCGGUUAUGUACGUAACUUAACAUUCGUCACUCCUGUUGGGAAGAAACUUUAUUUGGGUUGGCCAUUUCAAAUGACAAAAUCUGAUUACCGACCUUCAAAACGACCUUUCAAUAUUAUCAUGGAACACUCUAUUUAUAACAAAACUGUCAUGGAAGCCUUGAUGCCGGCUGAUACUCUUUACAUAACCAUUAUUCGUGAACCGUACAGUCAUUUCAAAUCUGUGUUUACAUAUUUUAAUUUGAAAAAUAUUGCCAAAGUGAGUAGUAAUGACCCAUUUACCGAAUAUUUACAUCAUAUUGGUAAAUAUGAACAAAUAUAUCAAAGGCACGAGGCCUCAUCUACUAGGUACUGUAUUCCCGACAACUUUUCCAUGACCAAAAAUUUGUUGUCUCACUGCAUUGGAAUGUCGUUAGGUUUUCCAGCAGGAACACAGAACAUUACUUCAGAUGCUGAUGCUGUAGAAAGGUAUAUUCAACAAAUUGACAAAGACUUCUCUCUUGUCAUGAUUGUUGAAUAUUUCCAUGAAUCUCUCAUUCUUUUUAAACGCAUCAUGUGUUGGACUUUCAAAGAUAUUAUUUAUUGGAAUGCAAAUGUUGCAAAUUAUGUGAAGAAGUUUGAUCCUCAUUCUGAUGAAAAUGUUAAGAUUUAUCAGAAGUGGAGUUCAGUAGAUUACAAACUUUAUGACCAUUUUAACAAGACCUUGUGGAAAAGGAUUCAUGCUCAAACACCUGAUUUUUUCAGUGAAGUUCAAUACUUUACUACCGUCCAGGAAAAUGUUGUGAAGUUCUGUUUGAAACCAGAUUUAAAAAAGCUUGUAUUUAAUAAAACUGUAUGGCAUGAACAGUUUGAAUUCAGCACAGAAGGCUGUAAGAUGUUAAAACAAAAGCUGUUAGAAGCUAUUCAAAAGAGACAUGAUGAACAGGAUCAUAAUUCUGUGCCUCCCACUAGGAAACCAGGUGAUCGAUAUGUGCCUUUGUGUUAAUUGAUAGAAUUGCUAAUUGUUACCUUUACCAAUAUUUCAGUUUAUAUCAAAAAGAAAUAUUUCCAAAUCAGCUAGAUUUACUUUAUUUGUUAUUUAAGACUAAAUCUCAGUUUAUAGAGAUAUUUAAGAAUUGACCACAAGACUUGUACCCUCUUUCCAUCAACACGAUCUCGCCUGUAAUUCCAUGCAUGAGUUUAUUGAUAUUGUGCAUAUGCACAAUGCCUUUUCCACAUAUGCAUUUCUGUACACGUGCAAUGAGCACAUGGAAAAAAAAAAAGGUGAUUGAUGAGUGAUAUUUCCACGCACAAAUGUGUUGCGAAGUGGUGUAACGCAAAGUGUUUACUAACAGCUUAAAAAUACACUUCAGUGAUGUCAAAUUUUAUAUAAUAACCCACUUACAAAAAUGUUGAUAUGAGCCGUCACACGCGAACACCUACAACUUAGCAUAACGCCAGAAACCGAGUAAAUGCAGCUCAAAGUUUGAUGUCACAUAUAAACGCAGAAGUAAAAGUUGACAUGCUGUUUGCGUUGUUUGUUUUGAAGAAUUUAGAAGAUGACAUCUUCUUUACAUGAAGAUCAGUUUGAAGUAAACAUAUUUCUGUAUUCUGACGUCAUAUAACCGUAAAUAAAAUGUGUUGAGUGCGUUGUUAAAUAAAAACAUUUCUUUUUUAUUUCUGUAUGUUCAAUAGUGUUUGGUUACUAUUUUGUAUUUUGUACCGGAAAACAUCGGUCGAGAUCGUUAGCAAUACCAUCAGUACUUUCAUACACAUUUACAAGCAUAGGGAGAAGUCCUAUAUAUUGAUAUGGUAUGCAAGUAUCACACGUUUUUAUAACGUACAUGUUUAUACAUAACAUAAAGUUCAACAACUUUUCCAGAAGUUAAAUACAAUAUUCAUCAGUUAGGCCAAAUAUCAAAUUAGGAUCGUAUCGGGUUGCAUGGGUCUACCAUUCGGUUAGGCCUACUUGUUUUGUGGACUGCAAUCAACACCACUAUUAUAUAAUAACCCAGUUACAAAAAUUUUGAUAUAUAAAAAUGCACCGUUGCUGAUAAAACGUUGCCAAAAUUGCAUUAAUGUAAAGCAGGAUUUAGUGGGUUUUUUUUUUUUUUUUAAAUUCAUGCAAAUAUCAACUGAAUAAAAAGAAAAGCAGGCAAACUGCUGUGCACACAGUAUGACUCAGCAUAGAGAAAUUCAUUAAGAGGGGUUUAUAAUGAUCAUAUUGAACAGGUCACCAUUCUGUACAGGUUGCUGUUUAGCUAGUUUCUGAUAUUGGAUGGAUCUAUAGAUGGCUGGAUGGAACAGGUGAAUGAACUGUUAAGAAUCACCUGAGCCCAUAAAAGUAUUGUUAUAGUCACAGCUGUCGGCUUAUUUUUGCAUUCAUUUUUGACAAAUAUAUUCUUCACAACAAAAAUAAAACUGUAUAUGUAUUUUUCAUUGACGACAGUUGAUCAAUGUGGCAACAGACAUCAACCUAUUGGGGACGUCAAAAUAAAGUGCAUUCAAAUGAAAUCUACAUGUACAUGAUCACAUUUGAGUUUUUAUCUAAUUAAAUCAUAUCUACUAAUGUAUCAGUGAUUUUUAUUUCAUUGUUUAAACAGUGCCGAUAAUUAACAAAUUCAUGUGUGUUGUGAUAUACACGAUUCAGAGUAUCAUAAUACUCUUGCAUGUUGUGAAUGAGACUUGAUUGGAAAUGAUGUUUUUUAGAAGAAAAUCUUCACAAGUAACGACUGCAGUGCUGAUUCUGUGUGUGAUAUAUCUGUUGUUUUCCAUGUUCUUGUUUCGAAAGAUUAACAGUUUCUACAAGCAAAGUGAAAAAGACAGAGGAAUGGUCUAUUCCCAGAAUUCAUCUUUAAGAAUUUUAAGUGAUACUUCUAGAAGGACUUGCCAAGAACACACCAAUUUUACUUUUAUAAAAUGUUUCAAGUGUGCCACAGAAACUCUCGGAACUGUGUUUUGCCGGUUCGGUUACGUACUUAAUUUAACAUUCGUCAUGCACUCCUGUUGGCAGCAGAUUAUCUCUGGGUUGGUCGUUUCAAAUAACAAGAUUUGAUUACUGUCCUUUGAAACGACCUUUCAAUAUUAUCGUGGAACAUUCUAUUUAUAACAAAACUGUCAUGGCUGAUACUCUUUACAUAACCAUUAUCCGUGAACCUUACAGUCAUUUCAUGUCUGUGUUUAACUACAUGUACAAUAGGUUGAAAACAAUUGUGAGUAGUGAUGAUCCUGUUACUGAAUAUUUUCAUCACAUUAACAAAUGUGAAUUGAAUUAAAAAAGUCAUACUGUGUCAUCUACAAGACUGUGUACCUGAUAACUCUCCCAUUAAUAAAAAUUAGUUGUCU